AAAUUGAUUUAGAACAGACUUGUCCUGAGUCUGCAACUGAUCCUCCAUGUAAAGAUUCUAAUGCUGAAUGCAGAGACACUGGAAAUGGCUUCAAGUGUAAGUGUAAGGAUACACAUUACAAUAAUGGAGGGACUUGUGCCACUAAACCAGAUGCUCCUUCUAAUCUGGAAACAUCAUCUGAUAACACAAACAUUAAUAGAAUAACAUUGACAUGGGAAAACCCAGAUGAAGCAAGAAGAGGGGAGAAGAAUGAUAUAAGUUGGGUAGCACAAACACCAGCUGAUUCUUCAGAUACAGGGACACAUGAAGCUGAGGGAUCUGCUAGAAGUUAUGUUAUAAAUGGGCUCACAGCAGGUGUGGAGUACAGUAUUACCAUCCAAGCUAGGAGGGGUUCAGGUGCCAAUAGUGGACUAAGUGCUGUAAAAAUCACCACUGGGAAGACAUAUCCUGCACAAACCAGAAACAUGAAAGUCACUGCAAGAGACACUACUGCUAUGAUCAUUGGUUGGGAUGCUCCAGCUGAAGGCAAGGUUGAAAACUAUGAAGUAAAUUGUCAAGGAGGGGAAGUAAAAAAUAAAAUUGAUAAUGCUCGUACAGCUGACAUUGAAAGACUGACAGCUGGAACCGAAUACACCAUCACAAUCAGAACUGUUAGUAACGAAUAUCAGAGUCGGCCAUAUGACAAGAAAGAGUAUACAAAGCCAAAUAAGCCAGCUACUGUCACAGUGGACACUAGGGAUGUUACCACCACAGAGGCAAAAGUAAAAUGGACAAAAGGAGAUGGCAAUGUAGAUAAAUUCAAACUGGAGUGUUUGGAAGUGACUGGCAGCAAAGUGGUGUUUACUGAUGACAAUAUUGCAGGAGCAUCAAGAGAGGAAACAUGUACAGGUCUUUACCCAGGUCGACGUCAUACAGCUAGGGUGACAGCAAUGACAAAUGGGGGGACUGUUAGUGAGCCUACAUCAUCUGCAGAGUUCGUAACAAAGCCACUCCCAGUACAGACUGUUCUAAUCACAAACGCACAGGGAACAAGGGACCUCACAGCUACAUGGACCAGGCCAACUGGAACAGAUGUAUCAAGCUACAAAGUGCAGCUCCUCACUGUUGAUUCUGAUCCUGAGGAUGUAGAGGCAGGUCUAUCUAAGACAUGGAAUAACCUAGUCCCAACCAGACAGUAUACAGUCUCUGUAUGGGUUGUCAGUAAUGGUCAGCAGAGUACCAACACUAAUGGCAUGGGAAA
Molecule: messenger RNA, 1240 nt
Organism: Owenia fusiformis
Lineage: Eukaryota; Metazoa; Annelida; Polychaeta; Sabellida; Oweniidae
Source: the annotation of a GenBank genome assembly